AUGUCGUUCUCUAAUCUCACCGACGUCGCUUCAUUCUGCACCGCGCACGCCGACAAAGUCUUCGGCCCGGUAGUUGCCAUCACUCUUCUUGUGGGCCUUCAAUUGGCCCAGGUCGUUCUAUGGGCAUCGAAUCCCUCGAGCCGCACUCGAGCUUCGGUGCCUUCCGCUGUCCUCUCCUUCGUUUGUGCACUUGCAAUAUACCCAUUGUCCUAUCUGGAACAGACUCGCUCUAUCCACCCCUCGACCCUUCUGGAAAUAUACCUCUUAUCAUCUCUGGUACUCGGUAUCCCCCAAGCGCGCACGCUGUUCCUUCGACACGAUGACCUGUCAAUCGCAGGCGUUUUUGUGGCGGGUAUUGGAGCUAUGCUACUACUCUGGACCUUGGAAUCUCGAAACAAAACGAAAAGCCUCAAGGAUCCGUAUAGAGAGUACCCCCCCGAGGCCACUCGGGGCGUUUGGAGCCGAACGUUCUUCUUGUGGUUGAACUCCUUGUUCGUUACGGGCCUCAAGAGACUCCUUUCCAUGAAUGAUAUCUGGAAGCUCCCGCCGAGCAUGUCAUCAGAGCGGCUGCGGGAUGACAUGCAGAGGUCCUGGGACCAACGGCCUAUACCAGAGCGACGGCGAUCUCUGGUCUGGGCAAGCAUAAAGUGCCUCCGGUGGCCGCUACUUUCCGUCGUACUUCCUCGCAUUGCAUUGAUCGGCUUCAACUAUGCUCAGCCUUUCUUGAUAAGCCGCGUAAUCAGCUUUGUAGGGCAACCACGUGCUUCCCAGAACUAUAAUGAGAGUCUUGGCUUGAUCGCAGCUGCGGGUCUGAUCUACACCGGCGCAGCUAUGACCACCGUGCUGUACAUGCACAGACUAUAUCAGUCAAUUACGAUGUUUCGUGGUGCUCUCGUUGGCCUCGUCUUCAAUAAAACACUUAAUCUCCGCGAUGGCGUGUAUGACGAGUCGGCUGCAGUAACGCACAUGUCCACCGAUAUUGAUAGGAUUGCCGAGGGAAUGAAGAACAUGCACGAGACCUGGGGUCGCCUUAUCGAGGUGGCAAUUGGCAUUUGGCUGCUCUCAGUCCAGCUAGGUGCAGUCUCUAUCACACCUAUCGUGAUAGUAGUCAUCUGCGCUGGCAUAAAUACGCGGGCCGCGAAGACCUCAAGCAUUCGGCAAAAGAUUUGGGGCGCGUCCGUACAAACACGCAUUGGAGGGACGGCUUCCCUGCUGGGUUCCAUGAAGAGCGUAAAAAUGAUGGGACUGGCAGACUUGAUGUCUGAAAACAUUUUAGCUGACCGUAUCCACGAAAUGAAUACAGCGAAAGGGUUUAGAUGGGUGCAAGUAUUUGUUAACUCUACAGGGUAUACUCCUGCGGUUUUCGCACCCGUCCUGACUUUUGUCGCGUACGAAAUCAAAGCACGGAUCCAAGGGUCAAACUCUCUGUCGACCAACCAAGCGCUGACCUCGCUGGCUACUGUCACUCUGUUAACGCACCCUGCGUCUGUCCUGUUAACGUCUAUUCCUGAAACUGGUGCCAUUCUCGGAUUGUUCGACCGUGUCCAGGGAUUUCUGGUCGCCUCUUCUUGGGAGGACGCGAGAGGAUAUCUAAGAAACAGUGCCUCUCCGGAGUCGGACCAGGACCCAUUUCAACCAGAGACAGGCCUAGAGCUUCAAGAGAUCAAGGGCUUCCAGCGUCCUUCAAUUUCUUCCGCAGCGUUUCCAGACCGUUCAGAAACAAAUGCAAUCUUCAUGGCUGGCAUAACUGUUCGACCUUCGCCGACCUCCUCGCCCGCAAUCACCAACGUCAAUAUGCAAGUUCGGGUUUCUUCCACGACCAUCCUAUCAGGACCAGUAGGAUCGGGUAAAUCUACCCUCCUGAAAGCUAUACUGGGUGAGCUUCCUUUGGACGCGGGCAAGAUCUCCGUGUCUUCGAAGCAUGUUGGGUACUGCAGUCAGACACCGUGGAUUUUGAACACCACAAUUCAACGAAACAUCUGCGGUCCCGUCAAGGUGUCUAAAGUUGACGAGGCGUGGUAUCAGACCGUAUUGACGGCCUGCAAUCUCGAUCACGACCUGCUACGAUGGGAACACGGGGAUCAAAGCAUUCCGGGCUCGGGGGGAUUGGCACUCAGUGGCGGGCAGAAACAACGUGUUGCUCUUGCGCGUGUGCUAUAUGCGAAACCGGAUAUCGUGCUUCUUGACGAUGUGUUGAGUGCUUUGGACAGUACCACGGAGCGACAGAUUACCAACAGUCUCUUUGGCCCGAACGGGCUCUUUCAGAAACUAGGAUGUGCAGUCGUGUUGGUUACUCAUUCUACUCGUCAUUUCCACCUCGCCGAUCACAUUGCGAUCCUGAAUAAAGACGGCACGGUCUCUCAGCAAGGAACCUUUGAGGAACUGAAAGUGCAGGAGGGUUAUAUCAAAGGUCUCCUCUUAGACCCGCACCACGGAACGGACGACAUAACUUCAACAACGCAAAUUACCACGCAGAAGCGACCAGUUGUCAAAGGCGUCAGUGCGAACGAUGUGUCGGACCUGACUCGCAAGACUGGAGAUGUUGCCGUCUAUAAAUACUACUUUAAAACUACCAGCCGAUUCGGGAUCGUAUGUCUUCUCGCCGCCAUAGCGUCCUACUGCUUCUCCUUUUUCUUUCCACAGCUAUGGCUCGUAUGGUGGACAGAAGCGAACGGGCACGAAAACGGUAAAUACAUCAGUGUCUACGUGUUAUUGGCGGUAAUAGCUUGGGUUUCUAGAGCUUCCAUGCUAUCGUUUCUCCUGCUCUGGGUAUCCCCGAUCUCCUCCAUCAAACUGCACGAGAUCCUCCUGCGAACGGCCACCAGGGCUCCACACUCCUUCUUCACGAAAACUGACACCGGGAUCACGCUGAAUCGUUUCAGCCAGGAUAUCGGCCUGAUAGACCGCGUACUCCCACUAUCAGCUGCCCGCGUCGCGCUCUCCUUCGUUAUCAUCGCCCAGGCAGCGCUCAUCGCCCAAGGAUCCAGCUACAUGGGGAUUACCCUACCAUUCAUCUGCCUUGCUACGUAUCUCCUCCAAAAGGUCUAUCUUCUGACCUCAAGGCAACUCCGUUUCCUCGACUUGGAAGCCCGAAGUCCUGUAUACACCCACUUUCUCGAAUGUCUAGAGGGCCUAUCCACUAUCCGUGCCUUUGGUUGGGCACAUGCAGCGCAAGAGGUAAUGAUAAGGCGUCUCGAUAUCUCUCAGCGGCCGUAUUAUCUCAUGUUCUGCCUCCAGCGAUGGCUUGCGUUGAUCUUGGAUCUUAUGAUCGCCGUAAUCGGCGUCAUUGUUGUGGCCCUUGCUGUGAGAGUGCCGGGAACAUCCAGCGGCGCAGCAAUUGGGAUCGCGCUCAACAACGUCCUCGGCUUCAACCAAUCUCUCCGCCUGCUAAUCGACAGCUGGACGCAAUUCGAAACUUCUCUGGGUGCCAUCGCACGCGUCAAGAACUUCGAAGCUGAAGUCCUUCCGGAGGACAAGCCCGAAGAAAUAGCAGAAGUACCAGCAUCGUGGCCAGAGCAAGGCGCAAUUGAAUUCAAAGACGUUUCCGCCUCCUAUGGUACCGCCGCACCGGCCCUGAAAAACAUCUGCCUCUCCGUCAAUCCCGGGCAAAAGAUCGGUAUCUGUGGCCGCACCGGCUCCGGUAAAUCAUCGCUCCUCUUGACCCUCUUCCGCCUCCUCGAUCUGUCUUCGGGCAACAUCAUCAUUGACGGCGUCGACAUUUCCACCAUCCCCCGCGAAACACUCCGGACGCGUCUAACCUGCAUCCCACAAGACCCUUUUAUCCUCCCGACCACCGUCCGCCGGAACCUCGACCCGUCCUCUACGUCUGAAAAGUCGAAUCCCAUUCCUGAUAGCGAACUCAUCGCCGCCCUUGAGCGCGUUCACCUCUGGCAACCCAUCCUCACGCGUGGUGGCUUGGACGCACAGAUGAAAACAACGCCGUUGUCAGCAGGGCAGCAGCAGCUUUUCUGCCUCGCGCGGGCGAUGCUACGGAGAACGAGGAUACUGGUUCUAGAUGAGGCGACUAGUAAUGUCGACCAAGAGAUGGAUCAACUGGUGCAGGCGGUGCUCAGAGAAGAGUUUAGGGAGAGGGGCUGUACAGUCAUCAUGGUGGCGCAUCGACUGGAGACGAUUCGGGAUGCGGAUGUGGUGGUAAGGAUGGGGGAGGGGAAGGUAGUGGAUGUGGGCACGCCUGAGAAGAUAUUGGGGGAGGCUGGGCGAAUUGGAAGAGGUAGGGAGACUUUAGGAGAGUGACGAAGCUGCACUGCUGUAAGCUUUGAGAUACAGCACCUGUCGGCUUCCCUUCCAAAGAUGGGAUAAUCUACAGUAGCAUGAAGACGUCACUAGCGUCUUAGUUCACAGUGCGCAAGCCUUCACUUCUCGCUCUAUAACUUACUAUUAGCGCACGAAGCCCUCAAGACCGGUGCCAAUCCACAAUUGUUGUACAACUAUGAUUUAGUGUUGCGUGUUCUUCAAAGCUAGCGAACUCAUCUCUACAUAUCAAC
Molecule: messenger RNA, 4505 nt
Organism: Mytilinidion resinicola
Lineage: Eukaryota; Fungi; Ascomycota; Dothideomycetes; Mytilinidiales; Mytilinidiaceae
Product: putative multidrug resistance protein
Exons: 7
Coding region: 1-4254 (1417 amino acids)
Biological process (GO): transmembrane transport
Cellular component (GO): membrane
Molecular function (GO): ABC-type transporter activity; ATP hydrolysis activity; ATP binding
Source: RefSeq, a predicted model, not a curated record